AUGGGUGGAUCUAUGGGUCAGGAUGGAUCCAUGGGGCAGGGGGAGUCCCUGGAGGCGCGCGUGGGGCGCGUGCGGGCGCAGCUGCGGCAGGGCCGGGCGCUGGCGGCGCUGGGCUGGGGGGAGCUGCUGCGGGCGCUGCUGGUGCUCGGCCUCUGCGCCCACCCCCGGCUGCAGCGGGACCCCGAGGCGCGGCUCCGCGCCCGCGGGGUGCGCCCGCUGCUCGCCGUGCCCAUGGAGGGCGAAGGGCCCCGCGGACAGCGGGAGCCGUGGCGGGACGGGAACUGCGAGGCCGCGCUGCGCUGCGUGGCGCUGGCGGCGGCCGCGGGCCCCGAGCCGGCGAUGCAGCUGAAGCUGACGGCGCUGCUGAGCCCGCGGCUCUGCGUGAGCGGGGGGGGAUUUGGGAUCCGUGGGGCGGGAUUGGGGCCACGCCCCCUCAGCCGAGCCCCGCCCCCGCAGGCGCCGGCGCUGCCCUGGCUGAGCCCCGAGGAGAACGAGGCCCUGGGGCGGGGCCUGGGGCGGCUGCAGCGCGUGGCACAGGCGGCCGUGGCGCAGGGCGUGCAGGUGCUGGUGGACGCGGAGCUGGCACACCUGAACCCCGCCCUCACCUGCCUCACCUGCGGCCUGAUGUGGCGCCACAACCGGGCGGGGCCCCGGCCCUGGGUCUGGCACACCUGGCAGGCCUACCUGAGGGAUACGGAGGUGCUCCUGCACGCUCACCUGGGCACACCUGGCUACGAGCGCUGCCUGCGGCUGCUGCUGGCCGAGCUGGCCCGGCCGGGCUCCCGCCUCUCGCUCAUGGUGGCCACGCACAACGAGGAGUCGGCCCUGGCCGCGCUGCGGGGGUCAGGAAAUGCCGCGGGGGGGUUCCCGGUUUACCAGUCGGUGCCGCUGGGCGCGCCGGAGGGGGGGGUCCCGUACCUGGCGCGGCGAGCGGCCGAGAACCGCGGCGGGGGGGGCGGGGCCCGGCGCCAGCGGCAGCUGCUGGCGGCGGAGCUGCGGCGCCGCCUCUGGCCCUGGGGCUGA
Messenger RNA from Lonchura striata (white-rumped munia), 1023 nucleotides. The record is from RefSeq and is a predicted model, not a curated record. NCBI's taxonomy places the organism in Eukaryota, Metazoa, Chordata, Aves, Passeriformes, Estrildidae.